AUGAAAUUAUUAAAAGCUAUAGAUUUAUAUGGUAAAGUACCAAAAGGAUUAGCAGAGCCUACAAGUUCAGGAGCUGUUGUUUCAAUUAUAACAUUGAUUUUCUUAGGAUUAAUGAUCAUGAAUGAAAUGAUUGUAUUGAAUAAUUACUAUUAUUUAUAUAGGAGUAUAUUACUAUAGAUGUUCAAUCAGAAAUAAUUGUAGAUCAAUAAUUGUCAAAAGAUAGAGUUUAAGUGAGUUUUGACAUUAAAUUUGUAAGGGCUCCAUGUGACUUUUUAGAAAUUGAUCAAUAGGAUGCAAUGGGAUAAAGUUUAUCAUAAUAAUUUAUGGAAUUAAAAUAUUAUAGGUUGGAUUCAAGUGAAACAAGAAUUGGAGAAUAUGUAAAUAUCAAAAUUGAAAUAAUAGAUCAGAAAUUAAAAUAAUUGGAUUGUGAUUGAAGAUGCUAGAACAGCUGUUGCUGAAAAAUAAGGAUGUGAAGUAGUUGGAAGUCUUAAGGUUAAUAGAGUUAGAGGAAAGAUAUCAUUUGGACCUCAUCGAUCUCAUUCUUAUAUUGGUGCAGUUGGCAAUCUACAUCUUCCAUUAGAUUAUUCUCAUAAAUUUGUAUCAUUUACUUUUGGAGAUCAAAAUGCUCUCAAAAAAGUCAAGAGUAUGUUUAAGCAAGGUUAAUUAGAGAGUUUGGCUGGUACUCAAAGAAUUAAAAAAUAUGAAUUGGCUAGUUAAUCAGUAUUCAUAAAUUAAACAUUUUUAGAUGUAACAUGAACACUUUAUUAACAUCAUUCCAACUCAUUAUACUUUGUUAAAUAAACAAACAUAUUCUGUCUAUUAGUAUACAGCUAAUCAUAAUGAAGUGAGAUCACAUAAUUAUGCAAAUGUUCAAUUAAGGUAUAAAUCUUUAUUAUUCAGAUAUGACUUUGCUCCUACAACUGUUACUUAUUGGUAAACUAAAGAAGACAUUUUGCAUUUCUUAGUCCAAAUAUGUGCUGUGAUUGGAGGUAUAUUCACUGUAUCAAGCAUGAUUGAGGCUAGUGUAUAUAAAGUUAUGAGGAAUGUAUUAAAAGUUGAGUGA
This is a messenger RNA of Paramecium primaurelia, 1063 nucleotides long. The record is from the annotation of a GenBank genome assembly. Lineage: Eukaryota; Ciliophora; Oligohymenophorea; Peniculida; Parameciidae.